CUCUGCAGUGGCCACCCUGACCCUCGUUUCUGAACCCACCAAGACUGUUCCUCCUCAGAUUUGUAACAGAUAUUCCUUCUGCCUAGAAUACCCCCAGCUCCCCUCACCUGUGGGAGGUCUCUGAGCACCCUAGCUAAAUUAGCUCCGCCCUUCACCCACCCCCCACUCUGUUUCUUUUGCUUCCUAGCAAAUGCUAAUGAUAUGAACUCAACCAGUCUUGUCUAUUAUUUACUUGUUUAUUGUCGGUUUUCCCUUCAACAACAGUCCCUGAAGGGGCACUGUGUCUCUGUGGCCUAUCACCCAACCCCUAGUGCCAAGCCGCGCCUGGAACAAAGUAGAUCUCUAAUAUUCGUUGGAUAAAUGAUCUUUUCAAAUCCUAAGAAUCUUGAGAGGUCUGGGAGAAACCCGGAGUUUCUGUCAGGCUCAGGAUUGGAGUCCUGUCUGUCUGAGCACAGCCCUCGCCUUCCUUCCCAGGGUAUCUCGCCUCUUUCCACAGUUCCCUAUCUCCCCCCACCUUUCUCACACACUCAAUCCUCCUUUCCAGAGCAGACAUGCUGACUUCUAGUCUCUUUUCAGGGCUUGGUGCCGGUCCUCCAAGCCCUCCCACAUUUCGGGGGCUCAGAGUCGCCACCCUGUUCCUAAAAUGGACCCUGCCGGCUGCGCGAAUCCCCCUCCCUGGGCCCCCAAUCAGGGGCUGUGAGGGGUCCCACAAGGUCUGUGGUAAAACGGAGAGCGCCUCCCUAGCCCACCGGUAGUAACGGUUCGGCGCCCUCUGUCCCACUCACUGGCCAAGUACCUCCAGGGCCUAGUGGGGGUGAGUUGGAAGCUCCAGGAGUCAAGGGCAAUGAGGACAUUCAGGGCCGAAAUGGGUUUGGGCCACCUUCGCGCAGCAGAACCUUUCUUCAUCGGGUCUGGUUUGCCGGCCGGUCGGCUUUGUAAGAGACACCCCACUUAAUCGUCCCCCGCUCGCACCCUCCCCCUCCCGUCCUUAUCUGCGGAGGCCCGCCUUCCUCCCGGUUCCGAGCCCAGGGGCUGCUGCCGCCCGAGCGUUCAGCCUCGCUCCGGGGGUCUCGCCAGGCGCGGACUUCCAGGCCAUCAUCAGCGUCUAGCGCUUCUGAGCUCCAGUGGGCUAGGGCCUGCGGGAUUCCUCCAGCUGGGGAGGACGGAGAGCGGAGGCAGAAGCAGUUUCAGGCCUUAGGCCCGGCGGUCCGGGUUGGGUGAGACGCUGCCAUCAUUCGCCAUCUGGGGCACGCGCGGGCCUCUUGGGACCUCGCUGGCGACCCGUAGCUCGGGCACGCGCCUGUCGCAGCCCGCAGGAAGGAGGGGUCCGGCCUGAGGCCCGGGGCGGCGGCCGCCAUGGAGAUCCCCUCGGCCCGGGGCCGGCGCCUAGGGCUUUGGGGGCGGCCCUGACAGCCCUCCUCAGUGCCCGGGCUGAAUCGCGGACGUGCCCCUGGCGGCAUUGGGCCACCUCUGCGUCUCCACCCUCCACCGGCCGCACUGCUGCCUGGGUGCGGCGGCGGCGGCGGCGGCGGCGGCGGCGGCGGCGGCGGCGGCGGCGGCGGCGGCGGCGGCGGCGCCCUGUUGAAUGGGCUGUGAGGGCCCAGGUUUGAAGCGCUGGCGAACGCGGCCUCCGGGGGCGCAAGGCAGCAGCAGCGGUGGCGACCAAACGGGUAUUGGAGUUGGCGGCGGCCAUGGAGGGCCUGGCUGGCUAUGUAUACAAGGCGGCCAGCGAGGGCAAGGUGCUGACUCUGGCCGCCUUGCUUCUCAACCGGUCUGAAAGCGACAUCCGCUAUCUGCUUGGCUAUGUCAGCCAGCAGGGAGGGCAGCGCUCCACGCCCCUCAUCAUCGCGGCUCGCAAUGGACACGCAAAAGUGGUGCGCUUGCUGUUAGAACAUUACCGGGUGCAGACUCAGCAGACUGGCACCGUCCGCUUCGACGGGUAUGUCAUUGACGGCGCCACUGCUCUUUGGUGUGCAGCAGGAGCAGGACAUUUUGAAGUUGUUAAGCUUCUAGUCAGUCAUGGAGCCAAUGUGAACCAUACCACAGUAACUAACUCGACCCCCCUGCGGGCAGCAUGCUUUGAUGGUAGAUUGGACAUUGUGAAAUACUUGGUUGAAAAUAAUGCCAACAUCAGCAUUGCCAACAAAUAUGACAACACCUGCCUAAUGAUUGCAGCAUAUAAGGGACACACUGACGUGGUCAGAUACCUUUUAGAACAACGUGCUGAUCCGAAUGCUAAAGCACAUUGUGGAGCUACAGCGUUGCACUUUGCAGCUGAAGCUGGGCACAUAGAUAUUGUGAAAGAGCUGAUAAAAUGGCGUGCUGCUAUAGUAGUGAAUGGCCAUGGGAUGACGCCAUUAAAAGUAGCAGCUGAAAGCUGUAAAGCUGAUGUCGUCGAACUGUUGCUCUCUCAUGCUGACUGUGACCGGAGGAGUCGGAUUGAAGCUUUGGAGCUCUUGGGUGCCUCCUUUGCAAAUGACCGUGAGAACUAUGACAUCAUGAAGACAUACCACUAUUUAUAUUUAGCUAUGCUGGAGAGGUUUCAAGAUGGUGAUAACAUUCUAGAGAAAGAGGUUCUUCCACCAAUUCAUGCUUAUGGGAAUAGAACUGAAUGUAGAAAUCCUCAGGAACUGGAAUCCAUUCGGCAAGACAGAGAUGCUCUUCAUAUGGAAGGCCUCAUAGUUCGGGAACGGAUUUUAGGUGCCGACAACAUUGAUGUUUCCCAUCCUAUCAUUUACAGGGGAGCUGUUUAUGCAGAUAACAUGGAAUUCGAACAGUGCAUCAAGUUGUGGCUUCAUGCCCUGCACCUCAGACAGAAAGGUAACAGGAAUACCCAUAAGGAUCUUCUUCGAUUUGCCCAAGUGUUUUCACAGAUGAUACAUUUGAAUGAAACCGUGAAGGCCCCAGACAUAGAAUGUGUUUUGAGAUGCAGUGUUUUGGAAAUAGAGCAAAGUAUGAACAGAGUAAAAAAUAUUCCAGAUGCUGAUGUCCACAAUGCGAUGGACAAUUAUGAAUGUAAUCUCUAUACCUUUCUGUAUUUGGUGUGCAUCUCCACCAAAACCCAGUGCAGUGAAGAAGAUCAGUGCAAAAUUAACAAGCAGAUCUACAACCUGAUUCACCUCGAUCCCAGAACUCGUGAAGGUUUCACCUUGCUGCAUCUAGCUGUUAACUCAAACACCCCUGUUGAUGAUUUCCACACCAAUGACGUCUGCAGCUUUCCAAACGCGCUUGUCACGAAGCUCCUGCUGGACUGUGGUGCUGAGGUGAAUGCUGUGGACAAUGAAGGGAACAGUGCCCUUCACAUUAUCGUUCAGUACAACAGGCCCAUCAGUGACUUUUUGACCUUGCACUCUAUCAUCAUUAGUCUAGUUGAAGCUGGCGCUCACACCGACAUGACAAAUAAGCAGAAUAAGACUCCACUAGACAAAAGUACAACUGGGGUGUCAGAAAUACUACUUAAAACUCAAAUGAAGAUGAGUCUCAAGUGCCUGGCUGCCCGGGCAGUUCGGGCUAAUGACAUUAACUACCAAGACCAGAUCCCCAGAACUCUUGAAGAGUUUGUUGGAUUUCAUUAAGUGACUGGAUAUGUAAAAUCGUUUAAUGUGGUGCUAAAAAGUAAAGGACUUUAAUCACAGACAAUAGAAUUAUGUGUUCAUAAAUUCUACUUUUCUUUCCACUACUCUUCCUCCCUACCCAGCCUUCCUUAGUUUUGUAUGUGGUCUUCUUGCCUCAUAUGGUAAUUGAUUUCAAAUAUACUUUAAACAAAGCCACAUUGUUUAGGUGUAACUAUAAUUUAAUGUGUUUGGAUAUUGGUCACUUAACUUUUUUUUUUGAGGAAUGGAUAUAAAAUAUUUUGUUUAUGUAACAAAGGACAUUUAUGAUUUGAAGUUGAUAAUGUUUUGUUUUUUUUUUUUUUAAAAACUGCCUACAAAAGUAUUUCUGUUAAGCCUGUGUCAGCAUGUUAUCCUUUGCAGCAGUUCUGAGGAUUUCAUGAAGAAAAGCAACUAAAAGUAAUAGAUUAUCCAGAUGUUCUGCACAUGCCAAACUGCUAUAGGUAGUUUUCACUCUUCCAUUAUUUAUGUGAAGUGAUAACAACACAUUAGAACAUCAGGAGGGUUUUAAAAAGUAUAGCUGCAGAUUAAUCUGAAAAAAUGUGCUCACUUAAUAAUAGUUACAAAUUUAUAAAGUUAAAUCCAUUGAAAUUGUUGAAUUAUGCUGGGUGAUACAUACAAAAUAGUAGUAUUCUUAAAGCAACUUUUCAGAGACUAUUAAUGGACUAUUUGCUUUUAGGCUUGGAUUCUAAAAUUUGUGGAAAUCUCAGUUUUAAUGUAAUUAAUCUAAAUUGUAACAGCCUGCAUUUGAGUCAGCUCACAGACAUGUAAAAAUUAUGAAUGCUUUGUUUUCUUAUGAAACAAGUAGUUAUACAUUCUAUUUUUGUCCCCUUUGCCCUUUCCUCCUAUGUGGUAUCUUUUAAAAUUGGAAACUACUUUUCCAGAGGGCAUUAUUUGUGCCUCCCUAAGAUGGUGUUUAUGACAGAUGAAGAGGAACUGGAUAUUUUUAAUGUUUUCACUUCAGUCUGUGAUAAUAAGUAGAAAAACCACUAGUGUGGUAUAGGAAGUUCAAUGUUUUUGAUGAUGAAAAUAAUUCCCAAUGACAUUUUGAAAGAUACUUCUGUUUGAGGGCAGCACAUUUUGCAACCACAAAAUGUUACUUUUUCUGACAGGCUAUAUGGAGGUCUUAAUGUUUUUUGGUUUAUUUUUAAUGGCAACACUUUAACUGUCAGACUAAAAGAAUAUUCCGUGAUUAUCUUUUAAGCAUCACAGAAAUUCAAGUAAAGGUACACAGCUAUUUCUAUUGAUGUUAAAAAUGAUAAAUAAAAUUAGCUAUAUCUGUAUUUUUCUCUCUAGUGCCAAAUGAAUGCCUUAGCUACUCAUAGUGCAUGGUACUGUAAGUGAACACCUGCAGCUUUUUUUCUUUAAUGAAAAGCACUAUAAAGAUGUAACAACAUCAGAUAUAAACAAACAAAACUUGUAAAGUUUCAGUUAACAUUUUAUGUAUGGCUAUUGCUUUGUGAAGUGUAAGAAAAAGUUUGCAGUUGGACAGUAUAGAACAUAAUGACCAAGCCAAAAUCAGCACCUAGGGCCUUAAAUAAAAUAGAGAAACCCCAUGAAAUGAAAUACUUUGAAGGGUGGGAGGGAAUGGAUGGAGGGACUUUAAAAACUUCUCCCCCCAAGAAUGCAAGAUACUUUUACUGUUGUAGUUAUACUCUGCGUGUCUUCUUGCCUUAGGAGUGUUUUGAUGGUGAGUUCUGUCAUGGUAAUAUAUUUGUGUUUCUAACCUGAGAUUUUUACAAGGAAGGUUUUUUGGAUGGUUUGAGUCAGACCUAAGUUGAAAAUUACUGGCCUUGAUUCUUGGCAACUCUCAUGAUCUGAAAGAGGAAAUGCACAUUUUCCAGGUGAGUGAAUCACACCUUUUUCACAGCUCAGAUCAGAUCUUGUAUUUUUUAGACUUCAAGGCCUGCUUUUUUGACAGUCUGAGGAAUGGCUAUGAUACUUGGUAUUUACAUGGUUCCAUUCUUAAUGUAUAUUCUUUUUAAACAUAAUAUCAAAACUUAAAAUAUCAGAUUAUGUUGCAUGUUUUAAAAACCAUUUCAUCUCUUUGGCUACCCAGGACCAGAACUAUUUUAGAUAUUUAUAAAAUGAGGAUAAUGAUUAUCUGUACAUAUUCAGACAUCAAAACUUAAUGACACAGUUUUUGAGACAGGAAGACUGAAUGCUGGAGAGAUUAAAACUGCUGAUUAAAAUGCUGACAGAGUUGGAGAAAGAAUUUGAAGACAGUGGAAUAGACUAUGAACUCUGCUAAUGAAUGGUAACUGACAUUUUUUUUAAAAAAACUAUAGUAUAGCAGUACAUUGUACACUAUAUUGCUAAGGAUCUAAUUUUGUCUUGUAAAAUAAAUCCAAAUAUGUAUUGUGAAACACCUGUAUAAAACCAUUCUUGAAACAAGUGAUCUACAUGCCUGUUUUUUUGUUUGUUUGUUUGUUUGUUUUUUGGUAGAAUUAUUUUAAGAUAUGUUUAGCCAAACCCUUCCAAACUUAUUUUGUUUUGUUUUUAAGGAAAAUAGGUAAGCAAGGUGAUAGUUGUGUAUCUCAUCUCUGAGAGCACUAGGCUAUUGCCACUUUCUAGCCACUUUUGUCAUUUUUAUAUUUAUUAUUAGUAGAAUUAUGCUUUGGAUAAGUCUUCCUUGAUAACAUUACAGAUUCAGUCAAAACUUCUUGGUCUUGCUCAGUAAUUGUCAUAUAAAUUUGGUUGAACUAGAGGCCUGGGUGGAUGAAUGCCUGGGCAAACCAUGUGAAAUCUGGGUGGGUUUUGUACUUCAGAGUUGGUAAAAUUGAACUCUUGAGUUUAGGUAAGGAAUGGGCAUCAAAUCCAUCCCUUCAACUGCUAAAGAAGGGGAAGUUUUUUGACCUAAGAAUUUGGACACUUUAGUUUUCAGUCUACCUUGGAUUGCUCUAGUAGGCCACGGUCUAAGUACCUUCAGGUUCUGUGCUGUGGGACCUUCAGACAAACAAACCAAAAGGCAAGCUUUGGUCUUGCUUCUGGGAAGGGUUUUAUUUCAUUACACGAAUAGUUGAUUCAUAACUGGUAAUUAUGAGAAACUUAGGUAUGAUAGCACUGGUUGAAGUAAAAUAUAAUUUGUGGGCAGCAGCUCCAUAAGUAUCAACUCUGUAUUUGGCAAGUGUUUUUGAAAAUCAAAAUCCCAAGGGAACAAUAUCCUGUUAUAGGUCUCCUCAGUUGAGGCAGCUACUUUAGGGAUAAGGCCACUUUGGAUUAUUCAAGCAGAAGCAUUUCUUAUUUGGGGAGUGGGGCGGGGUAAGGAUUGAGUUGUUGGACUUUGGAUUACAGUUUGCUGGUUUUAGAAGCAGCCAGUGAUUGAACAGAGAGUGGAUGGGUAAAAGUUUAAAGGACCUGUUUUUAUGGUAGACUUUUCUGUAAAAAUCUUAAAUGUUCCUUUUCAGGCUAGCCAGAUAUAUCAAUGUACAGAUGACUACUCCAUUUUCCUGACUAUACUAUAACAUUAAAAUGAGUUAAAACCAAACUCUGCGUUUUGCUCUAUGAAAAGUUAUUAGUCCAUAAGAUUUUAAGCUGUGUGUUCACUCCUACUCUGAAAAUGCACAGCCCUGCUCUGGAUACCUUUUUGGAAAGUAGAGGGCUCCUAAUGUGUAUGGCACAUUGCUGGGCUUUCUCAUACAUUCCUGGCAGACUUGCCCAAAUCCUCAGAUGGGCUGGGUUGUACAGUAUCUUUUCCCCCAAAUGUGGGAUCUGAAAUAAAUACUACAUGGAUAGUGGUGAUAGAUAUAUUAAUUUUUAAAGCUAUAAAGUAAAUGUGGUCUUUAGUCCUAGGUUUGUGGUGUGUUCAUUUGUGUUAACGUGUAGGGAAGGGACACUGACUCGAUGGUUAUGGGGAGUGUUAUCUUGAUUAUGUGCAGGGGUGCGAAUUGCUCAAUUAUUAACAGCUUUUCAUUUAGGGGUGAGUCAUGUGAUGAGUGGCCUAAUCAGAAAAAUGAAGGAAUGAAGAUGCAAGCUUUGCCAAGUGAUCACGUGAACAAGGUUUUGUAUCUUUUUAAAAUCAGGUGUUGUAAAAUUUGUGCAUGGCCUUUUUUGUUGUUGUUGCUUAGUAAUUGAUAGGGGAGAAAAAAAUGAGGGGGACAAAAAAAAAAAAAACCCCUCGGCUUUGCUAACCAAUCUUUUCAGAGAUACAUGGCUGAGGAGUAAAAUCUGACUGGCGUAACGUGUUGAAAGAUCCUCUAUAAUAUUCACCCUAUCCUGCAAUCUUCCAUAUAGAGGACAUACAUUGUUGUAUUCUAGUAAUUCACUGUGAUUUAUAACAAACCAGUGAUGUCAUUCUAUUGUGCACUUUUGUCAAACCAUUUAUGUGACUUUAAUAAACAUAGUAAACUUGCUGACUGCAACCAGAGGUCUGUUAGUGAUUUAUAUAUUGCAUGACAUUUUCUAUUUGAGUUUGACUAUUUUUAAUUUCAUGAUAACUGACAGUCCUAAUAGCCCAGCUAAUUUGAAACUAACAAUAUUGCUGUGUAAAAGGAAAAAUUGGUGUUUGUGUUCAGUAAAUGUUUGGAAAAAAAAAC
This is a messenger RNA of Sus scrofa (pig), 8146 nucleotides long. RefSeq names its product fem-1 homolog B (gene FEM1B). The record is from RefSeq and is a predicted model, not a curated record. Lineage: Eukaryota; Metazoa; Chordata; Mammalia; Artiodactyla; Suidae. Gene Ontology annotation, molecular function: protein binding.